AAGACGUUUUUAUUCCUUGUCACGGAUAUCACAUGGCGCUGUAGCAAAAUCGCCAUUGGAGAUAGUUUUAGAAGUACGAACUCGAAAAGUGAUCACCUUGUUAAUUUUGGUGAAUUGUGUUAAGUGAGAUGACGAGAGGAAAGCUUAAAUCCUCGGACUCGCCGAUCUCGGGACGCUCUGAGGUCAAAGCAUUGCUGCCACCAACGCUGCCUCCGCCGCCGCCAUUGCAAACUUCGGGCAACAUCCACGCGAAUUGGAUGAAAUUCAAGCAAGCCUUCGAAUACUGGAUGAAGGGCGCCGGCCAUGAAAGAUGCGAAAACGAUGUAAAAGUAGCAAUUUUACUAUCGGUCAUCGGUUCCGAAGGGAUGGAUGUAUUCAACAUUUUACCGCUCCACCCGGACAAUAAGGACGAUUUCGAUGAGGUUAUGGGAGCUUUCGAUGACUAUUGCGGACAGAAGAAAAACGUGCUCUUCGAACGAUUUAUGUUCACCCAUCGUCGGCAACUUGAGGGCGAGAAAUUCGACGAUUUUCUACGGGAAAUCACAACGCUUGUGAAGACUUGCGAGUACGGGAACCUGCGAGACAGUUUAUUGAGGGACCAAAUUGUCUUUGGAUUGCACGAUCGAUCGUUUGCGGACAUGCUGAUGGUGAAGGACGCCAAGGAAUUGACUUUGGGGAAGACCAUUGAAGCCUGCAAAAUCGAGGAACAACGGAGCGAUCAAGCGAAAAUCAUGAGCCACGGGGAACCAGGAACUUCGGGACGUGUGGAUCUGGUCUGCAGAAAGGGGGGUUCCACGGGGAAAAGGAUGAGUAAAGAUAGAAAUGAAUUUCAAAACCGGCGGAGAGUUAACAGCUCACAAAAGUGUACUAACCAGAAUACUAAUACUAAUAGUAAUAAGAAAUUCGCCAAGCCCAAUGCUAAAGUCAGUCUUUCUAAUUGCAGCUAUUGUGGUUAUGACCAUAUAAAAGGCAAAUGUCCAGCAUACGGGAAAACCUGUUCGGCAUGCGGCCGGCAGAAUCAUUUUAGUUCUGUCUGUAGAAACCGUUCUCAGACCAAACAGGCUGGAGAGUUAUCACUUUGCUAUAUGGAUGUGCUAGAAUCCAACAUUGGAUCUCCCUGGCGUGAGGUUAUCAAGAUCGGCAAUAUGGAUGUGUCCUUCAAGCUUGACAUAGGCGCGGACGUCAAUGUGCUUCCGGCACGGGUUCUUUCGAAGAUUGGAGUGACUGAACUCGAAGAUGUUUCUAUUGUUCUGUAAGGAUUCGGGACGUCGUCGAAAAUUCAGCCACUUGGUAAGAAAACACUGCAUGUGUUGUCCCGUGGCGUUAUGCAUGAUUUUGAAUUUGUAAUUGUCGAUCUAGAGGUAAAUCCAAUACUGGACCUGAAGAGUGUUGAAUUGGGAUUAAUAAAACGUGUUUUCGGUAUUCAGUCGCAUAACACUGCAGAAAAAUUCGUAGAAAAGAAUUCAGAUGUUUUUACAGGUAUCAGUUGUUUCAAACAGCAGUAUCGGUUGAAAAUAGAUCCUCGAGCUAUCCCUUCUGCUAAACCCCCUCGUCGAGUUGCGUUCGCUUUAUUGGACAAGUUGAAACUGGAACUUGAAAGUUUAUGUGAGAACAACAUUAUUUUACCUGUUGAUGAACCCACGGAAUGGAUUUCUAAUUUGACUAUUGUAGAAAAGCCCGAUAAGUCUUUAAGACUUUGUUUGGAUCCCCGUGAUUUGAACAAGGUUCUUCUGAAAGAACCUUAUUUGAUUCCAACCAUCGAUGACUUGAGGAUCAAAUUAGCUAACAAACAAAU
This is a messenger RNA of Toxorhynchites rutilus septentrionalis, 1795 nucleotides long. RefSeq lists its product as uncharacterized. The transcript has a single exon. Bases 129 to 1256 code for a protein of 375 amino acids. Lineage: Eukaryota; Metazoa; Arthropoda; Insecta; Diptera; Culicidae. The record is from RefSeq and is a predicted model, not a curated record.